Messenger RNA from Coregonus clupeaformis (lake whitefish), 6816 nucleotides. RefSeq names its product cyclin G associated kinase (gene gak). NCBI's taxonomy places the organism in Eukaryota, Metazoa, Chordata, Actinopteri, Salmoniformes, Salmonidae. The coding region runs from base 201 to 4088 and encodes 1295 amino acids. Gene Ontology annotation, molecular function: ATP binding; AP-2 adaptor complex binding; protein serine/threonine kinase activity. Gene Ontology annotation, biological process: positive regulation of Notch signaling pathway; regulation of clathrin-dependent endocytosis; protein phosphorylation. The record is from RefSeq and is a predicted model, not a curated record. The transcript is spliced from 29 exons. Gene Ontology annotation, cellular component: cytoplasm.
CUCACGGAAGUGCAGUGAUGGCCACUCUAGACGAGUAGGACGAUAAUGUUUGUGUAGCGAAGGAAUCAAAUAACUAGACACCAACGUUCAUAAUUAACUUAACAACAUCACUGAUUGAUUUUUAAAACGUUUGCUUACAACAUAUUCUCUCUGUAAGGCCUGGAAAAAGCUCGCUAGCUACACCGGGGACGCAGGACAAAAUGUCCCUCUUCCAGUCGGCACUUGAUUUCCUGGCAGGGCCCGGUGGCACUGGAGGCGCAAAUCGAGACCAAAAUGAUUUUGUUGGGCAAAUUGUGGAGCUUGGUGACAUGAAACUGAGAAUCAAAAGGGUUAUAGCUGAAGGUGGUUUUGCAUUUGUGUAUGAAGCCCAGGACACAAGCAGCAGUAAAGAAUAUGCUCUCAAGAGGCUCCUGUCCCAGGAGGAAGAGAAGAACAAAGAAGUCAUCCAGGAGGUCUGCUUCAUGAAAAAGCUCUCUGGUCACCCCAACGUGGUGCAGUUCAGCUCCGCAGCGUCCAUCGCCAAGGAGGAGUCGGACACGGGCCAGGCUGAGUUCCUCAUUCUCACAGAGCUCUGUAAAGGUCAACUGGUGGACUUCAUCAAGCGGGUGGAGCAGAAGGGACCCAUGUCAUGUGACACGGUGCUGAAGAUCUUCUACCAGUCGUGUCGUGCAGUGCAGCACAUGCACAAACAGAAGCCUCCCAUCAUCCACCGGGAUCUUAAGAUUGAGAACUUGUUGAUCAGUCACCAGGGCACCGUCAAGCUGUGUGACUUUGGGAGUUCCACCACGAUAGCACACUAUCCUGACUACAGCUGGUCUGCCCAGAAGAGGUCCAUGGUGGAGGACGAGAUCACCAGAAACACCACUCCUGCCUACAGGACACCUGAGAUGAUUGACCUGUAUUCCAACUUCCCCAUUAACGAGAAGCAAGACAUCUGGGCAUUGGGUUGUAUCCUCUACCUGUUGUGCUUCAAGCAGCACCCCUUCGAGGAGGGCGCCAAGCUGCAGAUAGUCAAUGGGAAGUACGCCAUCCCCCAGAAUGAUGUCAAGUACACUGUCUACCACGAGCUCAUCAGAUCCAUGCUGAAGAUCAACCCAGAGGAGAGGCUGUCCAUCACAGAGCUGGUCAACCAACUGCAGGAGAUUGCUGCGGCGCGCAACGUCAACCCCAAGUCUCCCAUCACAGAGCUGCUGGAGCAGAACGGAGGCUUUGGCAACAACGGCGCACAGCCCCCAGCCCAGAUCCACAACAUCCACAAUGCAGGGGUGUACGGUGUGGACCCGGACCAGGGCGGGGGCUUCCUCGACAUCCUGAAGGGAGGAACAGAACGCUUUCUGACCAACAUCAAAGACACCUCCUCUAAAGUCAUCCAGUCUGUGGCCAGCCCCAGUUAUACCAAGGGAGACCUGGACAUUUCCUACAUCACCUCUAGAAUAGCAGUCAUGUCCUUCCCGGCGGAGGGAGUGGAGUCUGCCAUUAAGAACAACAUCGAGGAUGUGCGUCUCUUCCUGGAUGGCCGUCAUGCAGGACACUACGCUGUCUACAACCUGACCAAGCGCUCCUACAGACCCUCCCGCUUCCACAACAGGGUGUCGGAGUGUGGCUGGCAGGCCCGGCGGGCCCCCAGCCUCAGGAGCCUCUACAGUCUCUGCAAGAACAUGCACCUGUGGCUGAAACAGGACCAGAGGAACAUCGCCAUAGUCCACUGCCUGGACGGGCGGGCGGCGUCGGCCGUGGCGGUGUGCUCCUUCCUGUGUUUCUGCCGCCUCUUCACCACGGCCGAGGCGGCCGUAUACAUGUUCAGUAUGAAGCGCUGUCCCCCGGGGAUCUCCCCCUCCCACAAGAGGUACAUGGAGUACAUGUGUGACAUGAUGGCUGACGAGCCAAUCACCCCGCACAGCAGACCCAUCCUCAUCCGCUCCAUCAGCAUGACGCCCGUGCCCCUCUUCAACAAGCAGAGGAGUGGCUGCCGGCCCUUCUGCGAGGUGUACGUGGGAGAUGAGCGCGUGGCCACCACCUCCGGGGAGUACGACAAGAUGAAGGACUUUAAGCUGGAGGACGGACGGGCUGAGAUCCCCUUGAACGUGAUGGUGCAGGGGGAUGUGCUAGUGGUCAUCUACCAUGCCCGCUCAACCCUGGGGGGCCGCCUGCAGGCCAAGAUGGCCUCCAUGAAGAUGUUCCAGAUCCAGUUUCACACAGGGUUCGUGCCCCAAAACGCCACUGCGGUCAAGUUUGCAAAGUAUGACCUGGAUGCCACCGACAUCCAGGAGAAAUACCCGGACCUCUUCCAGGUCAACCUGGCUAUCGAGGUGGAGCCCUGCGACAGGCCCAGCAACAAGACUCUGCCCUGGGACAACAUUGCCACCAAGGGCCUCAACCCCAAGAUCCUUUUCUCCAGCCGGGACGAGCAGCAGGAGAUCCUCACCAAGUUCGGCAAACCAGAGCUUCCCCGGCAACCGGGCUCUUUCUCCGGAUCUCUCUACGACACAGCGUCGCCUCAGUUGGAACAGACUCCCGAUAGCUCCACCAUGGAAGUAGAAUCUCACCAGAGCACCGAUACCAAUGCCAACAACUUCUUCCAGACUCUGGAAUGGGAUGAUGGGAGUGGACAUGGAGCGGAUGCCUCGGACAGCCUGGGAGGCACCAUGGACGACCAGGACGAGCUCAGUGACGCCUCUGUGGACGAGGAGUCCUACUCCGGCCCGGCCGCCGAGCCCCUCUCCAGGGAGCCUAGCGAGUCCCUGUUCAACGCUGAGUUCCAGGCGGCCGCCACACCCAAGGAGUCCCCGGGGCCCAGCGACACGGCUGACCUGCUGGGCCUCACCUCCGACCUCGGCUCCGCCGCCCCCCCACAACCCUCCGGGGCCACGGCAGCAGGCGGCAUGAAGGCCUCGUCUAGCAACAGUGACCUUCUCAACGACCUGUUUGCCCCCGCGCCCAGCGGCAAGGCUCGGCAGGGCAGUUCCAACAACCUGAUUGGAGACGGAAGUGCCCAGGAGGACCUAUUUUUCAGUAACCCCACUGCACCGCCUGACUCGGCCACCCCCAAACCAAUGAAUGACCUGUUUGACCCGUUCGGGAUGGGAUCUUCGUCCAGUCAGUCCGGACCCGACCUGUUUGGGGACCUGCUGAGCUCCGACACCAACACUAACCCCCCGCCAACCUCCAACUCCAGCCUCUUCAACCUCAAUAAGAUGACCAACAAUCCCCCUAAGAUGACGUCGUCCGCCAGCCAACCGGACCUGCUUGGAGGGUGGGACAGCUGGGCAUCGAGUGGUAGCAUGGCCGCCGCCUCCUCCUCCAAUAAGCCAGCCUUCCCAGCUCCCGGAGUGUCUUCCUUCUCCAAAGCAAAGUCUCAGAGCUUCGACCCGUUUGCAGACUUGGGAAAACUGGGCCCUACGCUGCCAGGUUCCUCAAGUGGCAGUUUCUCAGGCCCAGGCUUCAACCCUAAGAGUGGGGCCUCCACCAAGAGUGCUGGGCAGCCGUGGCAGCAGUCUGGCCGGCCCGCCGCUGGCCAAAGCAAGCCUUGGAUGGCCCCCAGCGCUGCUGCCCCCCAGCCAGCCAAGCCUGCCCCCCAGCCAGCCAAACCCAACUACAACCUUAACUUCAGUGUGAUCGGGGGCCGAGAGGAGAGGGGCGUCAGGGGCCCAGGAUUUGGCCCAAAACCCAAAGUCAAAGAGGACGAUUUUGAAGACCUGCUCUCCACUCAAGGUUUUGCCUCCAAGCUAUCCGACAAGAAGGGACCCAGGACCAUCGCAGAGAUGAGGAAACAGGAGCUCUCAAAGAACAUGGACCCCCUCAAACUGCAGAUCCUGGAUUGGAUUGAGGGGAAGGAGCGGAACAUCCGCGCCCUCCUCUCCACGCUUCAUACAGUCCUGUGGGAGGGCGAGACGCGCUGGAAGCCCGUAAACAUAGCAGACCUAGUCACCCCAGACCAGGUUAAGAGGUACUACAGGAAAGCUGCGCUGGUGGUGCACCCCGAUAAGGCCGCUGGAAAGCCUUAUGAAGAUUACGCUACACUGAUCUUUAUGGAGCUCAAUGACGCCUGGUCAGAGUUUGAGAACCACGGCAGCAAAGCCCUCUUCUAAGACUUACUGAUUCGGGCCCAUAUUGGGUCCUUGAGGGCUGCCCCCAUCUUAGAGAGGUCUGCCAACCCUCCUGCCGUUGAGAAAAAGGCACCCUCCUUUAUUUCUCAUCUGCAGUUCAACAUCAUUGCCCGUCAAAAGACACUGCCACCGCACGCAAAGGGUGGCAUGGGAUGGGAGACCAGGGGUUCAAAAGCUUGGAAGAUCGAGGGGUGGCGAUGACAACAGAGACAAUCACUGAGAAGACCAGAUGGUCACCAACCAGGCUCCAGCCAUUCUGAAAUGUGGGGACUGUAUGUCCACUCGACCCCAUAGACUUUGUUGCUGUGGACACUGCUCUAUUCCUUUACACUCCGUGGAUAGACCUUUCUGCAUAAUCCUCUCUUUCCGAGAGACCAAGAGUUCAUGCUGUUGUUGCUUCUUGACAGAACCAUUCCCCCACUAACAGACUCCUCCCUCCUCCACAAGCCCUCUACCGUAAGCGCCUUGCUCUGCGGAUGGCAAAAAAAAAAACGCUUGCUCAUCACUGCACCCCCCGGCAACAUAGGAGACAAAUAGAGAAUAUAGGGAUUUCAUCUGGUUGCUUUUUGCCAUGUGGAAUUGUGCAAUAUGUCUGGUCUUUUUUGUGUUCUCUGUCAAUGAUAGUCCUCACUUCAGUGUAAAUAUUUUCUCAAUGAUGUGGUUCUUUGGGUAGAUACUGAGAUGCCGAUUUCAACAGAGGUCUGUGUGUUUGUGUUGUAUAAGGACCUAACCACCUUGCUCUCUGUACCAGUAGAUCAUCAUGACUUUCUUUUCCAAUGAUCUUGUGUUUAUAAUUCUACUUAUUACACAAAAGGUUUACAGGGAGUUUUCAUUGCAACCCUCCAUUUUGUGUUCCAUAUCUGUUGUUUUUGUCUUUACUUUAAAAUGGCCUCCUGAUAGCCUCCUGAAGCUUUUUGUGUAAUGUUUUCAGAUAUAUAUAUAUAUUUGGUUUUCAUUUUUACCUCAUGGACCAACUUAAAACAACUAUUUUCUUAUUGUUGUGGGGUAUCAUAAGUAUCCAUGACAUUUAAUUGCAGAACUUAAUAAAUAAAAAAUAAUAUAUGAAUUGAAUGUCUUGAAUGUGACGGAGGGAAGGGGCGUUAUAGGUGGUCUCAUGAGACAGUUGUUUUGCCGAGCUGAAAUCAUUCCGAAGCGUCUUAACAUGAAUGUGCUUUUAUAUGAAGAAAAAAAAAAUGUAUGCACUCACUAACUGUAAGUCGCUCUGGAUAAGAGCGUCUGCUAAAUGACUAAAAUGUCAAUGUAAAUAUGGUCUUUGUUGGUUUGGAUAUAUGUAGCUUCUGUUUUAGUCUUGCUUCCCUCUGUGUAACUUUGCUUUUAUUUUUGACAGCGGGGUCCUCUUUUUUUUUUUUUUUUUUUUUUUUAAACAUUUUAGUCAUUUAGCUCUCAUCCAGAACAAUUUACAUGAGCAAUUAGGGUUAAGUGCGUUGCUCAAGGGCACAUCGACAGUUUUUUCACUUAUUAGGCUCUGGGAUUCAAAACAGCAACCUUCUAGUUACUGCCCCAACGCUCUUAACUGCUGGGCUACCUGCCACCCAGCCCAUGACCGGGAUCAUUGCUUCUGUUCAUUCCCCACCUAUUGAAACCUUAUUUUGCCAUUCCAGUAACACUAUGGCUGUGUUUUACACGGCCAAUUCAAUUCAGAUCUUUUGUCCAAUUAUUUGCAAAAGAGCUGAUCUGAUUGGUCAAAAGACCAAUUAGUGGAAAAAUAUCAGAAUUGGGCUGCCUGUGGAAAUGCAGCCUAUAAGGGGAUACUUUAUUGCAAGGCUGCCAUUUUGACAGUAUCAUGUUAGUACACUGUAAGGAGAGAAACAGUCUACUCAACCAAAUUAAAAUAUGAAUGUAGAGUUCAGUACAGAAAUAAAGGUUUUGAUCAGAGGCAUGAAAAUACUAAAGUGGAUGGUAUUGAUACUGUCUGUAGUGUCUCAAUGUGUCAUGAUGAGGAGACGGAUGAUAAAGGGUUAAUGUUAUGCGAAGAGCUGGCCAUUGAAAUUGACUGAGUUUUCAAAGAUCAAGGUAUUUUACAAAGUGACAAUAUUAUGAUGGGGUUUCUGAACAUUGCGGUGAAAGAAAUGUGAUUUUGAUAGAUUACCAUGGUGUAUUCUUGAGACAAGUUGUGAAAAUAAUUAUUACAAAAUCAAUGGCCAUUUUACUAAUGGUUAUAAAGCCUUAAAUGGUUUUGCUUAUAUCAUGUUUGUCCUUUAAUUCAGGCUAAGAGGGAUAUUGAUCAUAUAUUAAGAUAGAUGAGGCACAGCAAAGUGCUGUGAGCCUUUUAUAGAAAAAGAAAUCAUCUGAUAAUCCCCAUUUGUUGCUAACCAUUGAGCUUCUCUACUAUUAUUAAAGUCACAUAUUGGUUUUACAGAAUUAUUUAAAUGUCAAUUUGAUAUUGAAUAUACUGUAAAAAUCUCCAUAUUACUGUUAUUUUUUUCUCCCGUUUUUCUGAUUACAAGCAUCAGCUGCUGAAUGCAACUGACCAGUGUGAUAGAUUAACCAUCAAAAGUCCCAAUUUGUUAACAUAUCCAGGUAAUAAAGAAACAAUAACCCCCAUGUUAGGCCGUACAUUUAAUUCCACAUUGACUCUGGACUACCUUCAUUAUAAAACGGAGGUUCCUUCCUGCUGACAAAGCUCUCUGUUUCCAAUAGCUGUUUCUGGAAUAACAUUUAUGACCAUUAAAACACAAUCAUGAAAAGG